Messenger RNA from Hyphopichia burtonii NRRL Y-1933, 378 nucleotides. RefSeq lists its product as uncharacterized. Bases 1 to 378 code for a protein of 125 amino acids. NCBI's taxonomy places the organism in Eukaryota, Fungi, Ascomycota, Pichiomycetes, Serinales, Debaryomycetaceae. The record is from RefSeq and is a predicted model, not a curated record. The transcript has 2 exons.
AUGAAUGAAGUUAAUGAUCAAACCUAUAUCGACGAAAGCCGUAAGUAUAAGAUAAUCCGAAUUAAAGCACUAGAUAAAUGUACUGCAAGACAUUUCCUUUACCUAAUUUUAGCUGCCAUACUAGCAUGUAUAGUGAUAGCAGUUUAUGUUAAUACAGAUACAGAACAUAAUAAAAUUAACAUAAUUUUACCUGACUCCCUUGAACUCAUGAGUCCAAUUGAUGAUAGAUCUAUUGAGAUAUUUGCUUUUGGAGCAGGGUUAUUCUUAUCUGCUACAGUCUCCGCAGGAGCUGGUUAUGUUGCUAAAGUUACUUUUACCGGUGGUUCAGUUUUCGGUGGAAUCUCAGGAAGAGAAAUUCAUAGCGAUAUCCCACUUUGA